GCCUGUGAGAGAUAUGCAUGUGAGAGAAGCAGCUUCGUCGCCGUUAAAUAUCACUUGGGCCGAAGGGAUAGCUCCUCUAUAUUCUCCGUAAAUCAUUCAUUCUUCGCCACAUUCCUUGGUCGCCAUGCCUAUAGCCACAACAAGAUUCGUCUUCUACCUUCUUUCCGCCUUCUCUGCUGCUAUCCUAUCUGCGUUUCUCAUCAUCCAUCAACCAUCACCCUUUUCUCUUUCUUCCUCUAAUCCCCUUUCCUUUCAAUCCCAUGCGCGCUACGGAUCCGAAACCGAGCGAGUUUGGCCCGAAUUGAAGGCGAGUUGGAGGCUUGCGUUGGCGACGUUGAUUGGAUUCCUAGGCUCGGCAUGUGGAACCGUGGGCGGGGUGGGCGGGGGAGGCAUUUUCGUUCCCAUGCUCACUCUGCUUCUUGGAUUCGACACCAAAUCGGCGGCUGCUCUCUCCAAAUGUAUGAUAAUGGGGGCAUCGGCAUCGUCAGUUUGGUAUAAUCUGAGAGUGCCACAUCCGACGAAAGAAGUUCCCAUAUUGGACUAUGAUCUGGCCCUUAUAUUCCAGCCCAUGCUUAUGCUUGGAAUCACUGUGGGCGUCGCCCUCAGCGUUGUCUUCCCCUAUUGGCUCAUCACUGUUCUCAUCAUUAUCCUCUUCAUAGGAACUUCAUCCAGAUCUUUCUUUAAGGGAAUCGAGAUGUGGAAGGAAGAAACUAUUCUGAAGAAAGAAAUUGCCAAGCAACAGGCGACCAUGGUGAAUUCUCGUGGAGAACUUCUAGUCGACACGGAAUAUGAACCGUUAAUACCCAAAGAAGAGAAAUCACCCAUGCAAAUUCUCUGCUUCAACCUUAGGUGGAAAAGGAUUUUGGUGCUAAUGAUUGUGUGGGUUUCUUUCCUGUUGCUUCAAGUCGUCAAGAAUGAAGUGAAGGCGUGCAGUGCAUGGUACUGGGUGCUUUUCUGCCUACAGUUUCCCAUCGCACUUGUGGUGUUUGGGUAUGAAGCAGUGAAGCUGUACAAGGAUUACAGACAGAGGAUAACUACAGGCAACCCGGAAUCCAUGAGUCAGGCUUCAAUAGAAUGGACUGCUCUUAACCUCGCGUUCUGCGCACUGUGUGGCAUCUUAGGGGGUACCGUGGGAGGCCUUCUUGGUUCUGGAGGUGGCUUCAUUUUGGGCCCUCUUCUUCUUGAGAUUGGCGUCAUCCCCCAGGUUGCGAGUGCAACAGCAACGUUUGUCAUGAUGUUCUCUUCAUCUUUGUCGGUGGUGGAAUUUUACCUUCUCAAGAGGUUCCCCAUUCCCUACGCGUUAUACCUGAUAUCAGUGUCUAUUUUGGCUGGCUUCUGGGGGCAAUUCGUGGUGAGAAAAUUGAUAGCAAUACUUAGGAGGGCAUCCCUUAUCAUAUUCAUUCUCUCUGGCGUCAUUGUUGCCAGCGCUAUAACCAUGGGCGUGGUUGGCGCUGAAAGUAGCAUUCGAAUGAUACGCAACCAUGAAUUUAUGGGAUUUCUGGGGUUCUGUAGCAGUCAAUGACAUGUAAAGAAUGAAGAGGGUAUAGUGAAGACCUUGUAAUUCAUGGAAAGAUAAGAAGAGCACUGGGGAAUGUUGGUCAACGUCGAGCUGACCAUCAUGGAAGAUCCUUGGUCAUAUGCAAGUGACAAGGACCACAUUGGCCCUUGUCUCGUGUGAAAAUUCGUUUGUAGAUUAUGUGUGUUGGCUCAGAACUGUUGGUCAAUUCCUAAUUGACCAUCAUGUACGGAAGCUUCUUGAUUGUUCCCCAGCAAUAAGGCCGCACUCUGCGUCUUCCCUUGUGUGAAAAUUUUAUUAUUCUGCAGAUUGAGUAUUAGGUAAGAUUGUUGGUCAUUGCCUAAUUGACCAGCUUCUGAGUGGAGAUUAGUUUGGUGGUUGAGUGUUGGCUACUGGCUAACACCUUCCUCAUUAUUGUAUUCUGUUUCCAGCUUAAAAAUUAGAAAAAAUAAAAAAAAGUGAAAAGUUAAUGUCUA
Molecule: messenger RNA, 1992 nt
Organism: Neltuma alba
Lineage: Eukaryota; Viridiplantae; Streptophyta; Magnoliopsida; Fabales; Fabaceae
Product: sulfite exporter TauE/SafE family protein 4
Exons: 12
Coding region: 125-1522 (465 amino acids)
Biological process (GO): protein ubiquitination
Cellular component (GO): Cul4A-RING E3 ubiquitin ligase complex; membrane
Source: RefSeq, a predicted model, not a curated record